Molecule: messenger RNA, 2478 nt
Organism: Fusarium poae
Lineage: Eukaryota; Fungi; Ascomycota; Sordariomycetes; Hypocreales; Nectriaceae
Exons: 7
Coding region: 1-2478 (825 amino acids)
Molecular function (GO): guanyl-nucleotide exchange factor activity
Source: RefSeq, a predicted model, not a curated record
AUGAGGUCUCUACAACGGCGAGUUAGCCACAACAGAGAUCACGAAGAGUCAAUAUGGUCGUCUGAUGCAGGAUGGCAAUACCUCGAGUCCAACCGAACUUAUCAACAGUCACUCCAUCGCAAGCUAAGCCGACGGCUCUCAUCUUCUGGGUCCUCUCUUGGUUUGAUUGCUGCAGUUCAAAGUGCCAGCAUCAGUCUUGCUAGCGGCAGUGCUAUCUCACGUUCGCGCCGACAAUAUGGUCGUUCACGGGCUGAGCAAAGCAGUCGAGCUUCUUUGUCUGUCCCCCGAUUCUCUGAGGACAGUAUCCCAUUAGAAAAGGGGAAUAUAGAUGUUGCCGAGAUGCACCGUUCACUACGGCGCCGACAAAUCUUAGAGGAGCUUAUAAGUACGGAGGAAGGCUAUAUCGGCGAUGUUCGCUUUCUCAUCCAUACUUACAUCAACAUGCUUGCCGCUCUUCCUACUUUGCCCGAGCGACUACGAUCGUCCAUCAACCACAACCUGGACCGUAUCCUACAACUACAUGAAGAAAUACUAGGCGAACUGCACAGAGUAGUUCCUGACUCCGAAUACAGCCAAGAUGAUCACGUCAUUGCGCCUUUCAAGAUAAUCAGCUCCAAAACUGGGCAUCAUCGGUGGGGCAGUUUGGAUGUACUUCCAGAAGAUCAGGUCAGCCUCCGGAGGCUCGAAAAGGAGCCUGGUAUGUUUUCCGAGCCACAGGUAGCAGAAGAAGUAGCGAAGAUUUUCAGCAAGAGGAUGCAUCAAUUCUUUGUAUAUAGGGAAUAUGGCGCAAAGUAUGAGAUAAUGAUCAAGGAUGCUACCUCAGCCCUUGAAAGUCUUCCCGAAUGGGAAACGCAUCAGAAAGGCCUUGAAGCGUUUGCUUUCACUAUUGGCACCUCACUGUCGUGCAAUGAUAGGAAGUCACUUACUAUAGGGGACCUUCUUGUCAAGCCCAUCCAAAGAGUUUGCAGAUACCCCCUUCUGUUCGCAGAGUUGUUGAAAUGUACUCCUGUCAUCGAUUGUCCGAAUUCUCACAUGGAAGUUGAAACUGCGUUGAUGAGGCUCCGUGAAGCUACAUCCGCAAUCAAUCGCUCGACUGAAGACAAAUCGAUGAAGGAGACGCUUGAGAAGACCUGGCUACUGCAAGAUCGUAUUGUUUUUCCCAACAGGAGACUAGAUGCGAACUCGAAAAAUCAGGUGCGCUCAUUCGGACACAUACAGUUGUGCGGGGUCCUACAUGUCUGUUGGCAGACACCAACAGGCGUUGAUGGUCAAUACAUGAUCUGCUUGCUCUACAAUGACGUUCUUUGUCUUGCAUGUGGUGGGAAGUAUGAUCCGAUCUACACCGUGUUGGCCUGUAUCGAUAUACAUAGCACAACUAUUGAGGAUGUCGAUAAUAGGCGUGGCUUGCAAUGUCACCUAGCGCCAUUCUCAUGGAAAUUGAUCUUUAAAAUUGAUCAUCAGCUGUAUGAAAUUGUCAUGACGGCUUGUACACACACAGAGGAAAGCGAAUGGCGAAGCCGGCUAUGCCAAGCCUCCAGCUCAGAUUCGAGUACAAGAGCUCCAGGUUUCAAUUCAUUUCUUUCAUUCGAUAUCAUGAGUUUGGGUGCUGUCUUUGGGCGUCCAGGGACGAUCGCACGAAGCUUGUCGACUCAUCGUACCUCAGCUAGAGAGUUUGAGUCGUCUACAGUUCAUUUCAUCCUCAAAAACACGUGUGCUAUAAGAUCUAGUAAUCCUGCCAGCGCAGGGACUGGACUUAAUCGUUCACAAUCUUUAUUGGCCACGAGGAAAGCGAGAACUCCAGUCUUGGUGCCAUCUCGGAGUGAGAGGGCUCGGCUUGAGAUACUUGUGGCAGACGUCUGGAGUCAUGGCGUUCUCCCACUUCCUGGAAUGACGAAUGUGGCCCGGAAUGAGCAAGCGAUCAGAAGGUCGGCAUCGACAGUAAUGAGGAAGCUGAGCGUGUCAAGCAUGGCUAGACGAUCAGGAAGUGUGAAGCGCAAGAUGAACGACGACCUAUCAAGCGAAGAACAAGUUCAACUCACCAGCAUCUCAAGCGACAGUGGUAACGACGUGUUUGAUAAGAAUGUCCGUGAAGGAAGCUCACGUUCUUACACGAUAAGAAGCUCUCUUUACCCAGAGACCCAAGAACUCAGAGAGAAGUGUCAUACUCCUGAUACUCAAUCUCCAAGACUCGAGCUUACACAAAUAUCCGAACUUGAACCUCUUGACCUGGUGGGGAUAAUGUCAAAGAAACAGCUCCAGGAUGAAUCAGGAGGAACUAAGGCUAGAGGGGUACCUACGAUUAACAAACUCCCCACACACUCGUCGCCAACGCAGAUGAAAGAGAACAGUCCUGCCAAGAAAGAAAGCUCUGCCUUUUGGGUGAGUAGGGGAGUCCAAACCAAUGAUACUCCAUGGGUAGGGACACAAAGUCCAGGCAAUGGGAAAAAGCAUAGCGGUAUUCGUAGGUUCUUCCACUAA